GAGUUAAUACGUGCUCAUGAUGAAAUAGGACAAAUCUAUGACCAUAUGUACAAAUCUGGAAAAGAAAGUUCAAUUAAGUUGCAAGUAUUAGCCUCUCAUAGAAACUGCUAUCUUUUCCCUUCUGAAGUGCUUUCCAAUAAAAUGCCAAUAGAAGCAACAAGAGUAGUAGGCCUUCGCCGUGUUGAAAAUAAGCCUUUGGGAUUCACAGUUGAAAUUAAUUCACAAAACUUUUUAUCGGUGGCACGUAUACUUUCAGGGGGAAUUAUUGAUAAACAAGGACUCUUGAAUACAGGAGAUGUAAUACUAGAAAUUAAUGGAGUUCCGGUUAGUACACCUGAAGCGUUGCAAGCAGAAGUUUCACGUUCCAAAGGAGAUCUUACCCUAAAAAUUGCACCAUACGUACAAGAUGAAUCUACAGAAAAAAGUAUCGUUAAUUAUCACUCACUUGAUAAUCCCGGAAAAAAAUUGACAUGCUUUAUGAGAGCCUUAUUUGAUUAUAACCCUUUCGAAGAUGCGUUGUUACCAUGCAAAGAUAUUGGACUGGCUUUUAAUUCGGGUGACAUUUUACAGAUAUUGAGUGUAAAGGAUCCGAAUUGGUGGCAAGCGAAAAACUUCAACGAUCAAAUGGAGCGGAUCGGUCUAAUACCUUCACAAGAAUUGGAAGAGAGACGCAAAGCUUUUGUUGUACCCGAAGCUGAUUUCGCUCAUAAGAUAGGCAUAUGCGGAACACGGGUCUCAAAGCGUAAAAAAAUUACUAUGUACAAAUCUAAAGCAAAUUGCGAAUUUGACAAAGCUGAUUUGCUUUUAUAUGAGGAGGUAACAAGGAUGCCACCAUUUCGAAGGAAAACUCUGGUGUUAAUUGGUGUUCCAGGAGUUGGCAGGCGCACCCUCAAAAAUCGUCUUAUCAAUAGUGAUCCGGAGCGAUUUGGAACCGUCAUACCCCACACAACUAGACCUAAGCGACCACUUGAAGAAAAUGGAGUCAGUUAUUAUUUUACUAAUCGUGAAAAAAUGGAAGAACAAAUAAAGCGUAAUGAAUUUCUUGAAUAUGGUAGUUACAAUGGACAUUUAUAUGGUUUGCAUUUGAACUCUGUGAAUGAAGUGAUCGAGAGUGGUCGGAUGUGCAUAUUAGAUUGUGCUCCAAGCACUCUAAAAUUUCUUCAUAAUAGUCAGCAGUUGAUGCCGUUUGUUAUAUUUAUCGGUGCUACUGGAAUGGAGCAGCUAAAACAAGUUUACUCUGAAAGACGUGCAACAGGAUCAGUUAAAAGUUUAUCGUUCGAUCGACAGUCUUCAAUUCGUUAUAGUUCUCGACGUGCGCGCACUCUGGAAUCACUUGCUUCCUUAUAUGAGGAAGAUGAUUUAAUUGCCACAGUCGAAGAAAGCUCUUUUUAUCAACGUCGUUAUGGGAAAUAUUUUGAUAUGGUUAUUGUAAAUAAUGAUUUUGACAACACAUUUCAGCAAGUAGUGAAAGUACUCGACGAAAUGAGUCAUGAGGAACAGUGGGUCCCUGUGAAUUGGAUAUACUAAAUCGAAUUAUAUAACCUGCAUAUAUAAACUUAAUUUUCUUAAAUUUGAUUGAAUAUACAUGUAUUGAUUCAUUAGCACCUAACUGAAUACUGUAUUACUUAUUAUCAUCCAUUGAAUUUAUUUCAAAAUAUUUUUGAAUAAAAAAUGUUGCAAGGGGUGGGGAUUACCCUUUUAUGGCAAUAUAAAUAGACAGUUAA
Molecule: messenger RNA, 1724 nt
Organism: Bactrocera latifrons
Lineage: Eukaryota; Metazoa; Arthropoda; Insecta; Diptera; Tephritidae
Gene: vari
Product: MAGUK p55 subfamily member 6
Cellular component (GO): cell-cell junction; plasma membrane
Molecular function (GO): protein binding
Source: RefSeq, a predicted model, not a curated record